AUAUAUAUAUAUAUGGAAUCCUGUGGGCAAAUCUGACCUCUCCAAUAAUUAUAUAGGCCCUUGAAGCUAUAUUCUUAUCAUCUCUUCCACUUGCAAAUAUGAAUGGAAUCAUAUGGGCAGAUCUGGGCUUAAUUUUAUAUACACAUAGGUGUUACUAAUUUGCAUUCCUUUUUCUAAGUCCGGUUACUGCACAAAUCUGACCUCUCUGAUAAUUAUAUAGACCCUUUGAGCUAUAUUCUUAUUAUCUCUCUACUUUGCAACUAGGAAAAGAUCUUACUCAAUGUCUUCUUCUUCUUCUUCUUCGUCUCCUAGAACAGAAUAUGAUGUGUUUUUGAGUUUUAGGGGUGAAGACACCCGCAACAAUUUUACAAGUCAUCUCUAUGCAGCUCUUUGUCAGAAAGGAAUCUACACCUUCUUAGACGAUGAUAAACUUGAGAGAGGCAAACCCAUUUCCCCAGAACUGUUGAAAGCCAUCGAAAAUUCACGCUGUUCGGUCGUCGUUCUCUCAGAAAACUAUGCUUCUUCGAGUUGGUGUUUGGAUGAACUUGUCAAGAUUCUCGAAUGCAGGGAGGCCUAUAAACAGAUUGUUCUGCCAAUUUUCUACCAUGUGGAUCCAUCUCAUGUAAGGAAGCAGAUUGGAAGUUUUGGAGAACCAUUCCACAGAUAUGAACAAGAUUUUAGUCAAAAGGUGCAGAGAUGGAGGAAUGCUUUAACACAAGUUGCCAGUCUUGCUGGAUGCGCUUUACAUGAUGGGAAUGAAGCAAAAUUUAUACAAGACUUUAUCGUGAAGGUAUCAGAUAAACUUGGUGUUGCACAGUUAAACAUUUCAGAGGACCUUUUUGGUAUAGAUUCACGACUAGAGAAACUAAAUGUUUGUGUUUGUACUUCAUCAUUGGAUAAUGUUCACUCUAUUGGAAUUUGUGGGUUGGGUGGAAUAGGGAAGACAACUCUUGCCAAAGCUUAUUAUGAUCGGAUGUUUUCUCAAUUCGAAGGUUGCAGCUUCCUUUCAAAUGUUAGAGAAGUUUGUGAAAAUAAGAAAAAUGGUCUUGUGUAUUUACAAAAUGUUCUCCUUUCAGACAUUCUGAAUGGCUUGCCUACAAAAAUAAGGGAUAUUCAUAAAGGAAUGGACAUGAUAAGAAGUAAGUUAUGCCAUAAGAAAGUACUUGUUGUCCUUGAUGAUGUUGACAAAUUAGACCAGCUAAAAGCAUUAGCUGGGAAAAAUAAUUGGUUUGGCUCUGGAAGCAGAAUAAUUGUAACUACUAGAGAUGAAAGUUUGCUUCUAAGUACAUAUAUAGAGUGUAGAAUAUAUAGAGUUGAGGAAUUGAAUUAUGCUGAAGGUCUUCAACUUUUUUCUCACAAAGCCUUCAAAGGUACUCAUCCUUCAACGGAAUAUGAGAACUUGUCUAAACAAGUGAUAGAUUAUGCUAACGGUCUUCCAUUAGCUUUAGAAGUACUAGGUUCCUUUUUGUGUGGAAAAAGUGUAAAUCAAUGGAAAAGUGCUUUGGAUAGGCUGAAGGAGUAUCCAAACAUGGAGAUUAUGAAAGUACUUCAAAUCAGUUUUGAUGGACUUGAGGAAACAGAGAAAAGUAUUUUCCUAGAUAUUGCAUGCUUCUUCAAUGGAUUUCAAAAAGAUAAUAUUAUUCAAAUUAUGGAUGCUUGUGGUUUCUUUCCAGAAAUUGAUAUAAAAAUUCUUAUUGAUAAAUCUCUCCUACAUGUUGACAAUCAUGACAAACUUUGGAUGCAUGACUUAUUGCAAGAGAUGGGAAAGGAAAUUGUUCGGGGAAAAUCUCGCAAUGAACCAGGAAGACGCUGUAGAAUAUGGGAUUAUGAUGAUUUAUGUCAUGUUUUAGAGCAUAACACGGGAACAAAAGUGGAAGCCAUAGUAUGCUGUUUUCUAACACCGAAGAAAUUGGUUUGCAAUUUUGAAGCCUUCUCAAACAUGAAGAAGUUAAGAUUGCUCAUUAUUCAUAAUCUUGUCUUGGAAAUGAGAGAUGGUCAGAAACUGAAUAUUGAACAUCUUUCUAAAGAGUUACGAUUCCUUAGGUGGCAUGAAUUUCCUGUCAAAUAUUUGCCAUCAAAUUUCCAACGAGGUGGACUUGUUGAAUUGAAGUUGUGGUUGAGCAAACACCUUUGGAACAACUCUAUCAAGCCUUUAAACAAUUUGAAAACCAUUGACAUAAGUUAUUCAACAAAUUUAAGAAAGUUUGAAGACUUUGGGGUGGUUCCAAAUCUAGAGAAGUUGAUUCUUGUAGCUUGUGUGAAUCUCUUGGAGAUUCACCCAUCCAUCACACUUCUUGAAAGGCUUACUAUCUUGAACCUGAAAGCUUGCAAUAGUCUACAAAAUCUUCCAACAAGCAUGGGUGGUCUGAAAUCUCUCAAAUUUCUAAACCUUGAAGGUUGUGUAAGCCUUACCAACUUACCAGAGGACUUGGGGCUUUUAAAUAGGUUAGAGGAGCUUAAUUUGAGAGGCAUUUCUGUAGAAGACAGAGAUCUACCAUCUUCCAUGGCACUUCUUGAAAACCUUAAAACACUAUCUUGUAGCGGAGGACGACAAUGGAACAAUAUGAUGAAUAUAAUUGUUGGAAAAGGUCUCUCGUCAUCGGCUGGUCUUUUUUCUUUGAAAGAGUUGAAACUAGUCAGCUGCGGUCUUGGGAAUGGAGCAUUUCCUGAUAAUCUUGACUGCUUAGUUUCUUUAGAAUAUUUAAACCUCAGCAAUAAUGAUUUCUCUCACCUGCCUGUCGGUUUCAAUAAACUAUCCAAGCUUAGCUGUGUUGAUUUAAGCCACUGUAGACAUCUAGAAUUGUUGCCAAAGCUUCCUCCUGGUGUAGAAUGGGUAGGCCUUGAUUACUGUGUAUCACUGGACAAGUGUCUUGAUCCAUUAAUGAAGGAGCAAUGCAGCUUAGGGUGUUCUGCAACUUGCACGGGAUGCUUGAAAUUGCCAAGAAGGCAAGGCAGCGAAAGGAUAGCAUUUACAUUACUAAAAGGAUACCUUCAGCAUCUCCCCAGCAAAAGAUUUGACGUUCUUCUUCCUGGAAAAGAAAUUCCAUCCUGGUUCACUUGUCCAAGUUUCGAGCCCUGCAUAGAGUUACAACUAGAUCCGAAUUGGUUCAACAGUAAGUGGAUGGGUUUCGCUCUUUUCUCAUGCAUUCAUAUACCAAGCCCAAUUUUCAGUUGUAAUUUAGUGAUUCACCAAAUGGACUACGCAUUUUCAGUAACAAACACUUAUAAAGCAGACGUGGUCUCAGCAGCGGGUUCCCCAGUGGAUCACCUUUGGUUAUUGUAUGUGCCUCGCAAUGAAAUCGACGCAGAUUUGCAAAACAAUAACUGCACUGAGCUUACGUUUUCAUUUACAACAACAAACUUGGAUGAGAAGACAUUAACAAUGGAGUACAUUAGAUCGUGUGGUGUCCGUCUGGUGUACGAGCAAGACAUAGAAGCUAUGGACUCAAUUUCCAGCAACCGCAUCGAAUAUCCUUUUGAAGGAUGAGGAGGAAAAAAAUUAAAAAAAAAAAAAAAAAAAAACUCCAGCUUAUAUAUAUAUAUAUAUAUAUAUAUUAUAUUUUGAUUUUGGUUCUAGCUUAAUAUAGUAUUGUUAAUUUUGCUUGUCUUACGUGCAAAUAUUGCAUUUUAACUGUUUUUAACUAACAAUACUGCAUUAGAUGCCCUUUUAUUUUAUUUU
Molecule: messenger RNA, 3679 nt
Organism: Ziziphus jujuba (common jujube)
Lineage: Eukaryota; Viridiplantae; Streptophyta; Magnoliopsida; Rosales; Rhamnaceae
Product: disease resistance protein RUN1-like
Exons: 4
Coding region: 281-3487 (1068 amino acids)
Biological process (GO): signal transduction; defense response
Molecular function (GO): ADP binding; protein binding
Source: RefSeq, a predicted model, not a curated record